AACAACCCCCGCGACUUGGCCUCGGGUUCUAUUGGUGGGGGGACCCAAAGCUUAGCAGGUAGCCUAAACAAACUCUUCCUAGGGCGGGUUGAUAAACCCAAGUCCCUACUAGGUGUUGAUAGAGCAGUAUAUAUACAACAGAGGAUAUUAUGAAGAACUGGGCGAGGGGAUAACAUUAGUAAACCAUCAUAUUAAUUUGGGCCUCAUUUCCCAUGGUGCACCAGAUCACCUAAUUGGACCAUUGCUUCAAGGGUCCCCUGCAAGUACGCCAGGCUGUGAAACCGCCGACCACAGCCGAUGGAUCAGCUAUAAAAUCUUAGCCGCCCCGGUUACCCUGGAUCGUUUCCCUCACCAAUUACGCCAUUUUGACAUGCCACAACCAUGAACUGGUCCCUCGGUACACUAUGGGUGGUGACCCUCUUCGUACUCCGCCUCGAUCGGAUUGCAGCGGCGACCUGUUACACACCCGAUGGAUACGCAGUGACCGACCCCAGAUAUAUACCAUGCAUAGCGAUAGACGGCGAAAACUCGAUGUGCUGCAAACUCAAUGAUACAAUGCCAGACACAUGUCACAGCACGGGUCUCUGCUAUUCGAGCCUGACGGGAUACUGGAGGGAUUUCUGUACCGAUAAGAACUGGGAUUCUCCAAAUUGCUUGAAGAAGACUGUUUGCGAUGAUGCAGCCGGAGGAAACUCGAACUGGACGGCGAGAGUCACAUCUUGCGGAGAUGGAUCAUGGUGCUGUGGCGAUACUAAUGAUUGCUGUUCGAAUGGCGGAGGAUUUACCCUGGGUUCACCUCUGGUCACAAUUGGUAGUAAUGCGACUGUCACUACCACGGUAACAGCAACCCCGCAAGACACCAGCAAGGGUUCCUCAGAUUCAUCUGCAAAGGUCGCGAUUGGAGUCGGGGUUGCAGUGCCAUUGGCAUGUCUGGCAUGUGGAAUGUUGGGAGUUGGAUUUUUCUGGGGUAGAAGAAGUGCGAGGCAGGCGCUGUCCCAGCCUGUAUUUCACAGGGUUGGCUCAGGCGCACUGGUGGUAUCGAAAACACCACGGGCAGAGUUGGGUCACGACCAGCAGGUCUAUGAGGUAUCAGGGAAUGGGCAAUCUUAUGAAUUACCUGCAACUCGGUGACCAUACGACUGUCUGCAUCGAUUAGCUAUGAGCUAUGGGUCAAUGGCUGGAUAUUCUAGAUUCCCUACGCCCGUGCUAGCAUACGCUAGUAGUCCUAAUUAUAUCAGUUUUCUGAGACAAUCGCCACCACGAAGUUCCGCUUCAUGUACAACUACGAUUAGUCUACAAGAUUAAUUAUUCAUGAUUAUAACAGGAAAGAUGUUAUCGAAUAGCAUAUCAAAU
Molecule: messenger RNA, 1353 nt
Organism: Aspergillus pseudotamarii
Lineage: Eukaryota; Fungi; Ascomycota; Eurotiomycetes; Eurotiales; Aspergillaceae
Exons: 2
Coding region: 382-1131 (249 amino acids)
Source: RefSeq, a predicted model, not a curated record